AGGGCGGCAUUCACGGUGGUGCUAUUAUCGAUGCUUGUGACUGCUCCUUACACCGUUAAUGCAACGGUAACUUGUGGUCAGGUCGUCACAUUACUCACUCCAUGCAUCCCCUUUGGAGUGUUUGGAGGAGACGUGCCGCCAGAUUGUUGUGCCGGCAUAAAAGGCCUGCAUGAUAUACAAAACACCGCGGAGGAUCGAAGAACUGCGUGCAGCUGCAUUCAACAAGGGGCUGCAAUGAUUCCAGGGUUAGAUUAUGACCGAGUUAACACGCUUGGGGAUCGAUGUGGUUCUCCUUGCCCCUACACAGUUUACCCCUCUACUAACUGCUCCGAGGUAAAUUGAAUAAUGCCUUUGAAAUCAAGCUUCCUGGAAGACUAUUCCUCAAAAUCUAGCUACAAGAAGGGUCACUUAUUGAAAGCACAAUGCUUUAUUUUGUCGCAUUCAAUUAUUAAUUAUUUGAUCGAACAAAUAAUUAAUUAUUUGAAUAUGGGUAAUGGAUCGUAUGUAAUCCAAAUUAUGAUAAU
Molecule: messenger RNA, 524 nt
Organism: Pyrus x bretschneideri (Chinese white pear)
Lineage: Eukaryota; Viridiplantae; Streptophyta; Magnoliopsida; Rosales; Rosaceae
Product: non-specific lipid-transfer protein 1-like
Exons: 2
Coding region: 31-342 (103 amino acids)
Biological process (GO): lipid transport
Cellular component (GO): membrane
Molecular function (GO): lipid binding
Source: RefSeq, a predicted model, not a curated record